Messenger RNA from Cervus elaphus (red deer), 1032 nucleotides. RefSeq names its product placenta enriched 1 (gene PLAC1). Bases 365 to 904 code for a protein of 179 amino acids. The record is from RefSeq and is a predicted model, not a curated record. The transcript has 2 exons. Lineage: Eukaryota; Metazoa; Chordata; Mammalia; Artiodactyla; Cervidae.
GAUUCAGUUCCCUGGGUUGUCCUGAGAUUUUCUUCCUCAGAUUUGAACACUUCCCUUGGUUGAGAAAACCCAGGGCUGUGAAGCAGUUCUUCACUCCUGCUCUGGACACUGGGUGAGGAGUGGUGAGUGUUGACCCCUCCAAGCAUCACGUUGGCUGGAGCUCUGAAGCACUGCUUCUACCUGCCUUGCGUGCCUGAGAGGCCAAGCCUGGAUCAGCUCCAGAAACCCCCAGAGGGCAGGAACCGUGCACUUGAUCAAGGCUGCCGACAGUGACUGGAUUCAUUCCGGGUUCAGCUCCUCAGCGGGAACUCCUCACGGGAUAGCUUCCUGUUUCCUGAGAGUCGUUACCUGAUAAGCUACCAGAAUGAAAGUUUUCGAGCUGAUCAUCCUCACCUCUGUGUUUUCAGCCUGUUCCGGACAAAAUCCAAUGACUGUACUGUGCUCCACAGACUGGUUCAUGGUCACGGUACACCCCUUCAUGUUGAACAACGACGUAUAUGUGCACUUCCAUGAGCUACACUUGGGCCUGGGUUGCCCUGCCAACCAUGUUCAGCCAUAUGCCUACCAAUUCACCUACCGUGUGACAGAAUGUGGUAUCAGGGCCAAGGCUAUCUCCCAGGACACGGUUCUCUACAGCACCGAGAUAUACUACACUUCCAAGCGUACCUCAUCUACGUAUGUGAUUCCAGUGUCAUGCACUGCCCCGAUAUGUUCCCCAUGGCUCACAAUGGCCUGUUCCAGGAAUUUGGCCCCCAAUGGAGGGAUCACAACCCGAAAUGGCGAGACAUGCUAUGAAGUGUUCACCUUGUCACAAUCCAGCCAAAGGCCCAACUGCUAUUGUCUGCGUUGUGUCUACAAUGAAAGAGGGCAGAGCCGAGCCCCACAUCAUCAAGCAGACAAAUAGAAGCUCUUAUGACCCUCCCAUGUGUGCUUUUGAGAAAGAACAACUCAUGGUGAUUUCAUGAAUGAGCUUUUUUAAAAAGUUUUUUUGUAUAUUCUUAGGGAAAAAAUAAAAUCCUGCUGGCAUAGAAA